Molecule: messenger RNA, 1245 nt
Organism: Hemicordylus capensis (graceful crag lizard)
Lineage: Eukaryota; Metazoa; Chordata; Lepidosauria; Squamata; Cordylidae
Exons: 8
Coding region: 218-1102 (294 amino acids)
Biological process (GO): system development
Cellular component (GO): nucleus
Molecular function (GO): chromatin binding
Source: RefSeq, a predicted model, not a curated record
UCGCGGUCACUCACGUCUCCCUCUACUCUCCUAAACCGCUGGGCGCCGCCAUCUUGCCACUUUAAUCCCACCCACUACUGAGCGAAAGAAGAGGCCGCGCAGGCGCAAAAGUACACCGGCAGGGGAGACGCGUUCUGGGAGUAGCCGCUGCAGAGCAGUGCGCGCAGUUUGAAACGGAAAGUGCACUGAGCGAAGUUGCAACUAGGCGUGGUUCAGAAUGCCGAGGGGCCUUGCAAUGUGCCACCCGGGCCGCAAACUAACGAAACAGUCUCUGCGUCCACCAGUCAAGGGCUCUUUGGGUACACUAGUUAAGGAAACUGACUACAGUGCCCUGAAAAGGACACAGCUGCAGCAGCAAUGCAAGAAGCUGGGCCUGCGCGCCACAGGGAAGACUGUUGAACUGGUGGAAAGGCUGAAAUCCUAUCAUGGACAACCAGCGUUGAAAAUGGAAAGUGGUGUAGCAGCAGCCACAAACAGUACUGAAAAGUGUUGCCAGAGCCAUCAGGCAUCACGGAUAGUCCCUCCUCUGGAUAUGAUGAAGGAUGUGAAAACUGGGCCCUCUGAAAAGAAAACAGAUGAUGUCCUUGGCUGGUGUGUGGUCCAUGGAAUGGCACUUUACCGCCCAAAAUCCAGCUGGGCUCCUCUGUUGCUCCGUGGAGGUGUGGUCUGUGUCCAGGAUGGGGAGAACCUCAUCCCAUUUCUCCUGCCCCCACUCAACAUCCCUGUCCCCGAUGACUUGUCUGACAACCAUGUCUGUGAGGACUGUGUGCUCAGGAAUCGAGAGAAGCCCAAAAGAUGUCUCUUGUGCCAUCAAAUACAGGGGAAAGGUAACCAGACUACCUCUACUCAGAAGUUCUUAAAGGUCGAGACACCCUGUGAGUUGAGUGCAUCUCAGCCUCUGUUCCCAUCAACUGGUGCAUCCAAUGACAGAAGAAGGACCAUAGAGAUAAAGAAAUUGUACCAACCUCAAGAGGACCAGGCUUAUGCCCAGCGAGUGGAUGGGAUCCUUUCCCGGAUGGCUCGUGGAGAGCUCGGUAUGGACAGAGCUCUACGUCCUCUCCAGCCUCUGGUUGUCCAUUCCCCAGCACCUUUUGAUAGAUGAGAGACAUGUUUGAUGCAAGCACUGUGAAUGGAAGACUCACAAGAAUAAAGGAAAGUGCUUUAUUCUAAUCUUUUUAAACAUAUAUUAUUUGGAUGUUUUGUUUUAUCCUUUUAUCUGUUGUAAUAAAGAUUCCUUGAAAACGA